Messenger RNA from Passer montanus (Eurasian tree sparrow), 500 nucleotides. RefSeq names its product histone H1.10-like. The transcript has a single exon. Lineage: Eukaryota; Metazoa; Chordata; Aves; Passeriformes; Passeridae. Gene Ontology annotation, molecular function: DNA binding; structural constituent of chromatin. The annotation marks the transcript as partial. The record is from RefSeq and is a predicted model, not a curated record. Gene Ontology annotation, biological process: nucleosome assembly. Gene Ontology annotation, cellular component: nucleosome.
CUGGCCGCCGGCGGCUACGAUGUGGAAAAAAGUAACAGCCGCAUCAAGCUGGGCAUUAAGAGCCUCGUUAGCAAGGGCGUCCUGGUGCAGACCAAGGGCACCGGCGCCUCCGGCUCUUUCCGCCUCAGCAAGAAGCCCGGAGAAGGGAAGGAAAAAGCUCCGAAGAAAAAAGCUGCUGCAGCCAAGCCCAAGAAGCCGGCGGCGAAGAAACCCGCCAGCGCCGCCAAGAAGCCCAAGAAGCCGGUGACAGCGAAAAAGAGCCCCAAGAAGGCGAAGAAGCCGGCGGCUGCAGCGGCCAAGAAAGCAGCGAAGAGCCCCAAGAAGGCGACAAAAGCUGCCAAGCCCAAAAAGGCGGCGGCAGCAGCGAAGAGCCCGGCUAAGGCAAAGGCGGUGAAGCCCAAGGCAGCCAAGCCCAAGGCGGCCAAGCCCAAAGCAGCGAAGGCAAAGAAGGCAGCACCCAAGAAAAAGUAAAUGGGUGCGGAAAAAAACCCUGUCUGCCU